CCCUACAGUUGCCAGAUUCUUUUGUUGAAGAAAUUUAUAAUUUAAAAUGUGCAGCGAUACGUGAAUGUCCCCAAGGAAAAUGAGUUGGAAGUAGUAAAGAUUAAACAACAGAUUCAUCCAUACUAAUAAUCUAAAAAGAAGACAAAUAUGCCUAUCCAGUUUUAUUCCAACCGUUAAAAAGCCAGAAACUCCCAAAAUGGAGGGAAGAAGGCCUCCAUCACUAUACCGGCCUAAGUCAAGGACAGAUUCGAGUAGUGGCACCGGAGGCAGAACGGAUAGUGGUCGGCUGCGUGGGGAUGGCGGCGGAGGCAGCAGUGACGAGGACGUCAUGUCAAAAGAACUUCGGCAUCGUCUGCAGGAAGAGGCAUCGUUGUACAGGAAACGCUUGGACACGUACAAACAGGCGCAACAGAACCAAGCAGCACUCGUUAGUAGAUUACAAGCAAAGGUUUUGCAAUACAAGAAACGUUGUGCCGAUUUGGAAUCACAAAUGGAUCAAAAUCCGAUAUAUCCUGAGCAACCUUCUUCACUAACUCCAAUCUAUCCGAUUUCAACGCACACACCAAGUUCGGCUGUCGAACAGGCUCAACAGCACCUCAGAGAAAUCCGAGAAGAAAGGAUAAGUGAUCUAGAUACUGCUUUACAAAGGCUCUCGGAAGAACGCAGGAGAGCAGACCGUUUGAUGCAGCUCAAUACAUCGUUAAGGGAACAACUGGAAGAAUCUCACAGCACCAACGAAGCCUUGACAGCAGACCUACAGAAACUUACCAACGAUUGGGAAAACCUUCGCGAGGAAAUGCUGGUCAAAGAAGACGAAUGGAAGGACGAAGAACAAGCAUUCAACGAUUAUUACAGCACAGAACACAAUCGACUGCUUAAUCUCUGGAGAGACGUCGUAGGAAUCAAAAGACUGUACAACGAAAUACACACCAAUACAGAACGAGAUCUUAGCAAGAUUAGAUUUGACAUUUCCGGAAUGGGCAAAGAAAUGGUGAUGGCUUGUAGCCGAAUGGAUACGAAUUUGUUUACAGAAAAUAUAUUUGGAGGUAAAGAAAAGCACCAACUGGAACAGGAAGUAGCCGAAAUGCAGUCCCAAAUUGAUUCCCUAAAACUGAAUUUGGAUACUCGUUCUAAUGAAAUUGUGAUGAAAGAUGAAAAAAUUCAAUUAAUGGAAAGGGAUUUACAUUCGUUGAAAGAAAGAUGUACAGAAGCUGAGCAUAGCUGUGGUCAAGUCGUUAAGAUGCAAGAAGAAAUCGAUAUUCUACAGGGAGCACUCAGGGACAUCGCUCAUGCUUUGAUACAAGACGCUGAAAACAAAGACAUCGAAAUGCUACAAGCUACACACCUCCAUCUUAGCGCUGGAACACCUCUACCUCAAAAAUCACCGAAAAGGUCGGCUCGCAGUAUGACAUCUCCAGCAGCGUUUGCUGAGAGUACGAUAUCAGCUGUACAAGCCGCUCUUCAUAAAUAUCAAUCAUUCAUUCAUGAACUACAGGUGAAGCUCCAGUCAAAUAAGGAGCAACUUUUGUUAGUUCGCAAGCAAUACGAAAACUCCGAAAACAGCGUGGCUGCUUUAGAGGACCGCUUAAAAGAAGUGGUGGCUCAAUUAGACGCUAGCCACGCCCAGUGUUCGCAAGUGGUCCAAGACAGGGACUUGCUACACAAGAAUCUAGAAGCCGUCAAGGCGGAGAAGAAUCAGCUCGACAGAAACCGGAUAGAACUGAACGGCUUGGUGGAGUCACUUCAGCAGGAUUACGACCGGCUGCAGAAAGCUAAUAACAAGAUGCAGAAGGAAGUCGAUAGCUUACAGGAAGAAAAAAUGUUUAUGCAGACCGAGAUAGACCGAAUGAACCAAGAAGCUGAUAUAAGGGAAAUCAAUUUGAGAGGGGAGGAAGAUCGGUGUAGUAGAAUGAGAGAAGAAUUACUUACUGUAAGAGAAGAAUUGCACAAGUUGUAUCUGGCACACGAUAUGUUGGAAGCUCAGAAGCUCGAAGCUGACAACUUGAUUGCAAGUUUGGAGAAGACAAAAGCUGAUUACGAAAUCCAACUUGACAGAGCUUUAGGUGAACGUACAGAUGUUCAUGAUUCUUUAGUAAAGAAAGAAACCAUAGCAACAAAUCUCGAACUAGACAAAAAGAAACUUUUAGAAGAUAUACGAAAACUAGAUGAUGAGAAAAAAUUACUGCAGCAUCAAUGUAACGACCACCAAAGUGAUAUUCAAUCACUCCGUAAGGAAUUGUUACAAGCAGAACAACAGAAACUUGAUAUAGAGUCAGAUAAAGUAUCUUUGUCUGAAAAAUGUAAAUUUUUGGAAAUUGACAAAGAAAAAAUUGAAAUGGAACUAAACCAAGUGACUAGAGAACGAAAUGAGCUCAGUAACCAACUCAGUGUUCUUGGUAGAAAACGGGACGGUCUUAAUGAAGAAUUGGUGAGAUGUCGACAAAGGCUUGAACAAGCAAAUGAAACAAAUGCCCGUGUCAAUAGAACUUUAGAGGACUUGGUUAAGGAAUGUGAAGAAAAACAGUGCACCAUCGAUGCCAUGGACAAAGAAAUGAACCGUACCCUUGAAUUAUUAGCCACUACCAGAACAGAAAAAGAAACACUAGAAGCCGUUUUGUUCGAUGCCCAAACCAAUUUAGAAGCUUCCGAAGACAAGAAAGCUCAGUUGGAAAAAGAACAGCAGGAAUUACUUAUAAAACAAGAAAAACUGAAAGCUCAAAUCGCUAAAGUGGCCAAAGACUUGGAAAGGUCUGAGAAGAAAUUCGUAGAAGUAAAGACUAGCAUGACACAUGCAGCUGGUAACAAAGAAGUUGAAUUUAAACAAACGGUUGACAAAAUGAAACAACAAAACGAAGAUAUGGUUAAGAAGUUGACUGAAGAGAAAGAGAAGAUCCGAACUUCUUUAGAGAAGAGGCUUCAACAGUCUUUACACAAAUUAACUAAUGAAAAGGAUGCGGAGAUUCAGCAGUUAAUGGAAAGAAUGGAAAAUUUGCAAAGUCAUAUUGAGAAUUUGUGCCAACAACAUGAGGAGUUGAUGUUAAGGGCUGAGAAUGACAAGCAGCAAGCAUUGCUAAUAGCUCAUCAUGACCACCAGGCUCUUCACGACAGGUUAGAAGCCACCAGAAGAGAGUUGGAGGACGAAAGAGACGGUGCAGAGAGGUUGAAGAGAGAAGCCAACAGCCGCUUCGAACAAGACCGAACGAACAUAAACAAAUUGAAGGAGGAACUGAGUAAGUACAAGACGCGGUUGGAGGAAGCGAAAGUCAGGACCGAAGAAGAAAUCAACAAGCUGGAACAGCGCAUCGAAGAGGUGAAGACGGAGAGAGAUAACUGUCAAAGUGAGGCGGAGAAUUUGAAAAUACAGUUACAGUUGUGCGAAAAUAAGUCGGAAGGGGUUGGUAAUCAGUUGCACGAGACUCUACGGAAACUUAAAGAAGCUACCAACAAUCAGGAAAAGCUGAGUAGAACUGAAAAUAAUUCAGAAUCUCUCAGAAAAGAGCUAACGGAUGUACGAAGGUUGCUGGCAGAUGGUAAUUUCGAGAAGGAGAAGUACCACAAUACGAACAAAGAGCUAAGAGAUCACAUCAAGAAAACGGAGAGCGAAAAACGGGAGCAGGCCAGACAGCUGGAAGAUGCCUACAAGGCUAUUUCAAAUCUCGAAGAUAUCAAAGUGAGCCUAGAAAACGAGAGAAAUCGACUUCAGAACCAAAUAAGAAACCUGGAGACUGAACAGCUGCAGAUCGAGCACAAGGUCCAAGGGCUACAAGAAGAACUACAGCGAACUCAAGCAGCGAAUUCACAGCAACAAACUGAAGAGAAAGAACUACAGGCUAGGUUAUUGAACGAGGUUGAAGAACGGGAAAGGGCACACCAAGAAGUGCAUCAGUGCAGAAAACAGAUUUCAGAAUUAGAACGCAACUUAGAUCACACCCGCCUGGAUUUAAACAAAACAAGAUCUCAUUACGGUCAGUUAGAGGAGCAAUGGCACGCCAGAGAACAAGAUCUUCUGGUCCAUUUGGAAGAUAGUAAAUCAAAAGAAAAACGUUUGGAAGAUCAAAAACAUAAUCUGGAAGUGUGUCUAGUGGACGCCACACAACAAAUUCAAGAAUUAAAGGCCAAACUCGGUGGUGCAGAAGGUCGAGUGAGAGCGUUGGAGAACCAACUUGUUCAUUUGGACUCUGCAAAGAGGGAAGUCGAUCAGAAAUUGAGCAGUAUUAUUUCUACGCUUCGCAGAAUCGCUGGUAUUCAAUUAGAUGGAUCCGUUACUAUGCCUUACAGAUUACUCAGUCCGUCUAGAAGAUGGAGCCCAGCCAGAUCAUACGAUGACGGUCGAGACGGAACAAUAGACGUGGACCCUGAAGUUGUAAGAAAAGGAGUAAGAAGUUUGAUGCAACAAGUAGCACAAAUAGAAAGAGAACGAGAUGAUUACAAAACCCAAGUGCAGAUAACCAAAAAACAACUCCAAGAGGCACAAGAAGGUAUGAGUAAAGGAGAUAAUAAACUGACGAAAGUAUUGCAGAACGUCAGGUCGUUGCAAGAGGAAAAGAGUGGUCUGGAGGCGAAAUUGGGGCAGAAGAAUACCGAACUUCAAGCUCAGAACAACGCGCUUCAAAAGAAAUCAGAGGAAGCCAAAGAAAUGAGGGAACGAGUUGUGAGCCUCGAACUGAGCCUAAGCAGUGGCAACGAACAAAGGUUACAAUAUGAGGAUAAAAUGGAUAAAAUGAAAGGAGCAAUUGAUCGACUGGAAGCAGAAAAACGAAGUCUUCAAGAAGAAUUAAAUAGAACAGAAAACAGAUCCACGAAGUUGGAGUUACAACGAAUGUCUGCAGAAGGUGAUCUACAAAGGCUGCAGAUGAUGUUACAAGAAAAGGACGCAAAUAUUCAGAAACUGCAAGAAAAAUGUGACCGCCAAAGUCGAACAAUAGCCAGUUUGGAAGAAAGAUGUGUAUCUUUAAAAUCAACCAUAGAUCAGAUGACAUUAUCACUAGAAAAAGCGUCUGUUGGCGAGUCUGAGUUAAAAGGAGAAAUGCAGAGUUUACAGAGAGCUCUCAUGGAUAGUACUUCAGCGUCUCAUACAGGAGCUGAACGACUCAAACAGUUACAAAAACAACUUGCCAAUAGUGAGAAUGAGCGUCGAGUCAUCACCGAGCGCUUUGAGUCAACCCAACAAAACUUGGCCGAGAUGAGAAGGAACAACCAGAUCCUGCAAGAUCAGGUGGCGAGGCUAAAUAAUGAAUUAGCCAAUAACGAGGUGCAACGCUCCGGUUUGGAAUCUCAGCUAAGAUUGGCGCAAUGGCCUUCGGAUACCGGAGUAUGUUCACAUCACGAAGAAGAACUGAAAAAUCAACUGCAUUCGGUACAGCGGGAAAGAAAUGAUCUAAGGACGAAAAUUGAGUCCCUUAAUAACAAGGUCAGACAACUAGAGACAGAAAACCGUUCAUUAGAACGGCAAGCGUCAAAAGGAACGAACAUCCGCAGCAAGUCGUAUGAACGUGAAAGACCGGAAAAAUACGAAUCAGAAUCACUGCCUGGCGAAAACAGAGACCUUCGUCUAAAAAUAUCACAAUUAGAGGCAGAACUAUCAGAAAAGGAAGCAGAAAUUGGUAGAUUGAGAAACCAGAGGCAAACUUUGGAUUCCAAAUUCGACAGAGCCGAGAUUGAAAGGUAUAGGGCAGCUCAACUUCAAGCUGAGCGGCUCUUGGAGGCUAGAGAACAGAGCCAUAGGCAGCAAGUAGCUAGAUUGGAAAAUCAGAUAACUCUCCUACGAGAACAGCUCAACCAAGAGAUCAAACGACGCCAACAGUACGUGAUGAGAAGCAGCAAGGCGGGCAGAGAGAUGCAACAGCUGCGACAAGCCCUAGGGGAUUCCCUGAGGACGGUAUCGCAGGAUCCCUCUCUUGACGCCCUUUUAUUGGAGCACGAGGCCAGGAAAUUAGACAACACGUUAUCGAACACUGCCAGUUUGCCUCCAGCAUUAGGUUUACCGUCGUCUUCGUAUAGGAGGGCGACCACACCACAACCCAAGUAGCAGAAUUCUUCGUAGGUCUUUAUACGUGAGGUUGACAGAAAUAUAGGAUAAGCUACUGGCAAGUUUCGUAUUUUUAAUACAUAAAUCAACAGUACCUAAUUAAAAAAUAUCAGUACCUACGAUCAGUUUGUAGACCGUUGGAUACCAUAAGAUAGGAAAUAAGACUAAAAAAUUCUUGAUCCCAUUAUUGUCUCGUUUACUCUUCGUCGGAAUUAUUCACUUCCAGGUUUCUUUUUCGUUUUUUUAGUACUUAACAUACUUAUCAUCAUUCAGUCAUCAUUUAUUUUGAUUUCUAUUUGGAACUAUCCUCGUUAUUAGCGGAAUUUGUAUUGUGUAGUGUUGAAUGUUGUCAACCAAUACUGACUUUAUGUGACCCUCCUAUAGAUAAAUCUUUAGGAUGAAAGUUGAAUAGAUUUUGUCAGCAAACCUUUUGCUUUCAGAGUUUAUGAGAUGUUAUUAUUAAUUGGCAAUAGUUCAAUAGUUGGUACUCAACAAUCCUACAUACUAUCUACAUCUAUUUAACUCACUUUUUUGGACUUUUGUCACAGCCCUAUCCCUAUUUUUUUUUGAUACGUGGACGUUUUCAUAAACUGUGAAGUUUGCGUGGUUUAUACAAACUGAAAGCGAGUAAAUAAUAAAAUAAAGAAUAUAAAAUGGAAAGAAAGUAUAUAAAAUGGAAAAUCACGGCAAAUGCGCGACGUUAAUGACCAAUCAUGGCAAACGUAGUGUGCCGUUAGCUGUCAUUCAUCUGCGCAAAGGACUAACAUUUUUGAUGCGCCGUCACCAAAAUGGAACAAAGAGAACAAAGGAUUUUCGCGGAGUGGCCCUACUGAUUCUUUAGCAUCAUAUUGUAACUUGAAAGACAAAAACGUAGCUUCACCUUUAUUUUCUGUCACCUAUGUGAGUUGUUAUCAAAUGUGUACCUAUUUUUUCGGUUCCUGGUUAAUUUUGUUUAGUUUUGUGAUUUCUAGCCUUAGAUAGAUUUGCACCAAAGAUCAUUAAACUUAUUUAUUUCGUUUCCAUGUUUUGUAAUCUGUCUUAGACGACAUCGACUUCUUAGUAGUUUGGCUAAGAAGUUACGAAGUACAUUAUAACAUUAUAUUAAUAUAUUUACACGACUCACUGCCAUUUUAUAUAUUUAUAGUUUGUUGUAACAGAUUAACUUCUGUCAUUUUUCGUUUAUAAGUCUCACUUAGUUGUUUAAUGUUUAUGGUUAUUUAUUUUUAAUAUUUUAAUGAUACUUAUUGUACUCCGUCCAUUUUUAUAUAAAAAAAUAUAACGUAGGUAAUUUUUGCUUCGAAUAAAACAUUUAAACAC
Molecule: messenger RNA, 7345 nt
Organism: Diabrotica virgifera virgifera (western corn rootworm)
Lineage: Eukaryota; Metazoa; Arthropoda; Insecta; Coleoptera; Chrysomelidae
Gene: Root
Product: rootletin
Exons: 30
Coding region: 197-6028 (1943 amino acids)
Source: RefSeq, a predicted model, not a curated record